AUGGAGAAGGACGGAGAGACAGCACGUUUCUUGAAAGAUGCCGUCAUGCAUCAUGCAGCGUUUCUCUCCCCAUUUACGGAACUGCUGCCAAUGACUAUCAGCGACCUUGGGCCGAGACUUCAGGAAGCCUUAAGCCGUUUAUAUGCUGCUUACAUCAAGAACCAAACUCAAGCCGUGAGAGACGAUGUCCGAACAAGACUAGCUAACAGUUGCAUGCGUCUCGCAUAUGAGCAACCCGCCAGCUUGGGGCUGUUCAUUUUCGCCAUUACGGACCCCGACAUGCGCAUGUCGGUGUGUCGCAUAUGCCUCAUUCAACGCUUUGGUAUUCGCGAUAAGGUUGAAAAGCGGCUCACUUUGUCGUCGCUAUCGAGCAAGUAUUUAAUAGUCAAAGCUAAGAAAGGACGUGCUAACGCAGCCUUGGCGCCCCUUUUCGCAGGACUCAUCAUGAGUUGCUUCGAGUGUGCAGAGGCUAGUGAAUUCCGUUCGUCCGGUGUAAAGAAAGAUGCGGAAGUAGCUGCAAAGGUCAAGAGUUUGACCCUCUUUAUGAAUCGCACCGUGCCUACGUUUGGGUCUGCGAAGCAUGACGAGACAACCCUGCGAAUUGCAUGUAUGGCCCUUGCAAGUCGAAGAAUCGAAAAUAGUUAA
Messenger RNA from Chondrus crispus (carragheen), 645 nucleotides. RefSeq lists its product as hypothetical. Bases 1 to 645 code for a protein of 214 amino acids. The transcript has a single exon. The record is from RefSeq and is a predicted model, not a curated record. NCBI's taxonomy places the organism in Eukaryota, Rhodophyta, Florideophyceae, Gigartinales, Gigartinaceae.